AAUCGCAAGGCACCGAGGAGAGACUCUGGGGAAUCGUCAACGACCUGGAGGCCCGCACCGCCGCGGCCACGAAACUCGUUACCCGCGCGGAUCAGGGCGAGAACCUCCGACCUUCGAGCGCGGCGCCUCUGGGGCAACCCCGCGGACGACCCGAACAACACCCAGCGCAACCUACUCGUCCUCACCGUCGGGAUGAAACAGAAAGCCGGGGUGGACUCCAUCGUCCGGGCCUUCGACUUGACCCAAUUCACCGUCGUGCUCUUCCACUACGACGGCGCGGUGGACGGCUGGGACGACCUGCCCUGGAGCGAAGACGCGAUCCACGUCUCCGCCAAGAAGCAGAGCAAGUGGUGGUUCGCCAAGAGGUUCCUCCACCCGGACGUGGUGGAGCCGUACGAUUUUGUCUUUCUGUGGGACGAGGACAUCGACGUCGUCACGGAUUCGUUCGACGCGAGCGAGUACCUGCGAAUCGCGAGAGACAACGGGCUCCACAUCUCGCAGCCGGCGCUCGUCUCCGGGCGGGGGGCGUGGCCGAUCACCAGCGCGGUGGAGGGGGUCGAGAUGCAUCGCCGCGGCGUCGACUGGAACGGCGCGCCGUGCCCCGACGCGCAGGGAAACCCGCGGGACGUGCCCCCUUGCGCCGCGUACGUGGAGAUAAUGGUGCCGGUGUUUUCCCGCAGGAGCUGGCGGUGCGUGUGGACGAUGAUACAGAACGAUCUCACGCACGGGUGGGGGCUGGAUCUGACCUGGCACCGGUGCGCGGCGGACCCGGGGGGUAAUCUGAGCGCGGUGGACGCGAUGGGCGUGGUGGACGCGCAGGGGGUGCGACACAAGGCUGAACCCACGUUGAAGGAACAGGGCGAAGGCGGCGUCGGGUUGGACGGCGCAGACGCCGUGGGAAGGCGAAGAGCCGCCGAGUGGGACGCGUACAACUCCAGGUGGAAAACGCCGAUGCUUCAGGAGCUUCACGAGCAGCUGCUGGAACACGACGAGCAGUUCGCGGAGCAUCACGAGGGCGAGUCGGGGACGGACUGA
Micromonas commoda is the source of this 1035-nucleotide messenger RNA. RefSeq lists its product with no specific name. The record is from RefSeq and is a predicted model, not a curated record. Lineage: Eukaryota; Viridiplantae; Chlorophyta; Mamiellophyceae; Mamiellales; Mamiellaceae. The transcript is spliced from 2 exons. The annotation marks the transcript as partial.